This is a messenger RNA of Apaloderma vittatum (bar-tailed trogon), 1181 nucleotides long. RefSeq names its product arylacetamide deacetylase-like 4. Gene Ontology annotation, molecular function: carboxylic ester hydrolase activity. The record is from RefSeq and is a predicted model, not a curated record. NCBI's taxonomy places the organism in Eukaryota, Metazoa, Chordata, Aves, Trogoniformes, Trogonidae. Gene Ontology annotation, cellular component: membrane. The transcript is spliced from 5 exons. The annotation marks the transcript as partial.
AUGGCAUUCUAUUAUGAACACCCCAAGGCAGAAAUCCCUCAUGGAUUUAGUGAGCGCCAAAAGCUUUACGUUCUUCAUCACCUCCUGAACUUUGCGUUCGGUCUGGCAAUAUUUUUGGAUAAAGUAGGUAUCGCCGCAGAGGUCGACGUCCUCAGGGCUAUAAUGGAUGGAAUUCCACCAUUAAAAGACAAACAUCUUCUCAUCAAGGACUCGAGGUUUGAAAAGGUUAAAGUAAGAAUUUACCAGCCAAAAACAUCAACCACUGGCCAAAGAAGAGGAAUCCUUUACUUGCACGGAGGAGUUGGACGGUUUGGAAGCAUUAAGGCCUACGAAAGAACGUGCCGCUAUUUUGCUAGGAACAGCAACUCAGUGGUUGUGUCUGUUGGGUACCGCCUAGCUCCUAAGCAUCCGUACCCGACCCAGUUUGAGGAUUGCCUGACGGCCGCCACACACUUCAUGAGGACCGCACAGGACUACGGAGUAGACCCUUCUCGCAUCAUCAUCUGUGGAGACAGCAGUGGAGGCACGCUCGCGGCCGCUGUCGCUCAGGCGCUGGCCAACAGAGGAGACCUCCCGAAGCCGAGAGCACAAAUACUAAUAUAUCCUUUUCUCCAGAGCGUGGACUUUAAUUUGCCUUCUUAUCAGCAGAACAAGGAUAUCCCCAUUUUGUUAAAAGAACGAACCAUUGUUCUUGGUUUGAAGUAUCUUAAUAUAGACUUGGAAACCAUGAAAUUAAUGUCCAAAUGGUCUCACGUUCCAGAAGAUUUGCAGCUGAAGUAUCAGAAAUGGGUGAGUGCUGACUGCAUCCCUCACGAGUUUAAAACAAGAGGCUACACACCAAGUACACCACUUCCACUCUUAAAAGACGUCGCCACGCAGUUCCAGCCUGUGUUUGACCCUGUUUUUUCCCCACUGCUGGCUGAAGACAGUGUUAUUGCUCGACUCCCUGAGGCUUUCAUUCUGACCUGUGAAUACGACGUGCUUAGAGACGACGGGCUGCUGUACAAGAAACGAUUAGAGGAUCACGGUGUAAAAGUGACCUGGUGCCAUCUGCAAGACGGAUUCCAUGGAACAGUAUUCUUGACUGUUUGGGGUGGGCUGCUAGCGUUCCAAUCAGAAGCCUUUGAACGAAUAUGCCGCUAUAUUGCCAAAAAGUGCAACUCAGUGGUUGUGUCUGUUGG